CGUCACACACGGUCUCUGGUGACGAACAAGGCCACGCGUGACUGCUUUUAAUUUACUUCGCUCUCUCUCUCUCUCUCUUUUAGUUUCGUUUCUCUUUUUUGGGGUUCGCAUUAUAGAUGGUUGUGGAGAAGAUGAGUGCGGUAGAACCAGACGUGGAAGAUCUGUUCCAGGAGAAGAAGCGUGUCAGGAAUCCUCUCGUUCCUCUCGGCGCACUUAUGACUGCGGGAGUGCUUACCGCUGGGCUGAUUAGUUUCAGAAGAGGCAAUUCUCAGUUGGGUCAGGUUUUGAUGAGAGCUAGGGUGGUCGUCCAGGGUGCUACUGUCGCUUUAAUGGUUGGUACCGCUUAUUACUACGGUGAUAAUCCCUGGAAGAAAUUGCUUUUGUCUGAAAUCCAUGAAACAGAAGCUCUUUCACCUAAAACUUCAUCUGAAGCGGCAAUAGCUCUUCUGAACCAGAAAGAUUCAUCUUCAAGCUCUAUAAUCUCUGUCUUAUGUUUGGUUAUCUCUGUUCUUGCUCUUAUCAUCAUCUUUCUCGGUGUCCUCCACUUAAUUUUCAAAUUUCUCCGCAAGUCCUCAAUGUUAUUUCCAUAUCCCCAUUUCAGUCCCGACCCAGAUCCCUCUUCUUCCUCCUCUCCUCAGCUCCAGCACCUCUUCUUCCUCCACGACUCUGGUCUCGACCAAACGGCUAUUGAUGCACUUCCCGUGUUUCUUUACGGUGAUGUAACCAUGAGUCUGAAAGAGUCAUUCGAUUGCGCCGUCUGUCUCAGUGAGUUUUCUGACGCAGACAAGCUCAGGCUACUCCCAGUCUGUGGCCAUGCGUUCCAUCUUCACUGUAUGGACAUGUGGCUUCUCUCCAACUCUUCUUGCCCUCUUUGCAGACGGUCACUCUCAACCUCAACCUCAACCUCAAACUUCGAUUCCUCAAGCCUCUGCUUCAACCACGCGGAGACUCCUGCCGCCACUUUGUCCGAGCAUCAGCAGGUCAACGAAGGCAAAGUAUCUAUUUCGAAAAGAGUCUUCUCUGUUCGUCUCGGGAGAUUCAAAAGCACGAACGGAAGUCAAAGUCAAAGCCAACGGCAUGAAGUCAGAGGUGAAAUUGGGGUGGGAGUGCCAAGAAGGUGUUACUCAAUGGGCACGCAUCAGUAUCUUGAAUGCAAUCAAGAUUUUGUGGUGGCUCUGUCUUCGUCUCUUCGUGAGGGAAAUACCAGUAAUAACUGCUCCGUUCACGCGGGUAAAUCAGUAAACAAGGACUCUGGUGGUUUGGCUAGGUUCUAACGUAUUGUAGUAGAAAAGAGAGUAUGUCUAUGUAAAAGAUCUUGUUUUGGUCGUCGGAGAAGGAGAAGAGAGUAAUAUGGUUCGGUUUAAUAAACAAAAUAGGUGGUUUUUUUUUUGGGUUGCAUCAAGGAGACCAUCAACAAAGACCUUUUACAUGGAUAU
Camelina sativa (false flax) is the source of this 1436-nucleotide messenger RNA. RefSeq names its product RING-H2 finger protein ATL48. The record is from RefSeq and is a predicted model, not a curated record. NCBI's taxonomy places the organism in Eukaryota, Viridiplantae, Streptophyta, Magnoliopsida, Brassicales, Brassicaceae.